AUGGGAAAAGUUCAUCCCCAAGCAUUGCAUUCCUCUACCAGUUGCAGUUUCACUUCCAAACAAGAGACUUUCACCCUAUGGAUGAAGUCUCUGGUACUAAAUGGAAAGGGCUGCACCGUGUUUGACUCAGAUGGCCAACUUGUGUAUCGCGUUGAUAACUAUAACUGCAAGUGUAUAGAUGAAGUUCAUCUCAUGGAUCAAAAAGGCAAUACCUUGUAUACCAUACUAAGAAAGCAAUAUAGUCUGUCCAGGUUUUGGGAGGGUUACAGAUCCCCAGGGACAAGGAAUCAGAAGAGAGAGAGAGGACCAAGCUUUCGAGUUUAUAAAACUUGCAGGAUCGCUAGACGUAUUUCAACUUACAAAGUUAAACUUGGAGCGGACAAAAGUCAACCAUACAGUCAUAAGAUAGAAAGCAGCACUGGCAAGUCAGCGUGCAAAAUAUCUGACCAGUUCGGAAUACUAGUUGCAGAGUUAAGAAGAAAGAAAUCAAGUUGUGGAGUUGAUUUUGGGGAUGAUGUUUUGACAAUGGUAGUGGAGCCAAAUACAGAUCUCUCUCUCAUCAUGGGUCUUGUUGUAGCUUACACCCUCAUUAAUUGUCAAAUGUAA
Messenger RNA from Gastrolobium bilobum, 606 nucleotides. RefSeq names its product protein LURP-one-related 11-like. The coding region runs from base 1 to 606 and encodes 201 amino acids. Lineage: Eukaryota; Viridiplantae; Streptophyta; Magnoliopsida; Fabales; Fabaceae. The transcript has 3 exons. The record is from RefSeq and is a predicted model, not a curated record.